Molecule: messenger RNA, 915 nt
Organism: Bipolaris zeicola 26-R-13
Lineage: Eukaryota; Fungi; Ascomycota; Dothideomycetes; Pleosporales; Pleosporaceae
Exons: 4
Coding region: 1-915 (304 amino acids)
Molecular function (GO): monooxygenase activity; iron ion binding; oxidoreductase activity, acting on paired donors, with incorporation or reduction of molecular oxygen
Source: RefSeq, a predicted model, not a curated record
AUGGAACAAAGUACACAAAUCCAGGACUCGAUUGACUUAGACAGUAGAUCUCCAGUACGAUAUCUCGCUACUAUGGAUAUAGCAAGUCCCAACAACUUAUCUAAAGUCAUACGUUUGACCUCGGCUCUCAAAAGUACUGUAAUGUACGCAAUACUUGUGCUAGUCUUAUACUAUGGUACUCUCGCUAUAUACAACAUAUACUUCCACCCGCUUCGAAAGUUUCCAGGCCCCAGAUUGAGAGCUGCGUCGGACUGGCCGUAUGUUGUUUCCCUCCUGCGAGGCACCUCACCGCAGGAGAUGCUGGAGAUGCACAAGAAAUAUGGCCGAGUAGUGCGCGUAGCGCCCAACGAACUCACCUUUGUUAGUCCUGCAGCCUGGACAGAGAUUUAUGGGCAGAAAAGACGCGGUCAGGAGGAGCUCGUCAAGGAUAAGAAGUAUUAUUCAGGAAUGGGCGAACCGACACUACUUCAUUCAAACCAAGAGCAGCAUGCUCAUCUCCGGAAACUGCUAGCGCAUGGUUUCUCCAAUUCUUCGUUGCAAAAGCAGGAAGCUGUGAUUCAGAAGUAUCUCGAUGUCUUGAUGAAUACCCUCAGACACCAGUGUCAAGAUGGGCAGUCUGUUGUGGACCUCAAAGACUGGGUCAAUUUUUUUGUGUUUGAUGUGAUUGCAUAUUUGACAUACGGACAGUCUUUCAAUUGUCUAGAGACGCGCAACGUGCACUCGUGGAUUGAGCUAGUCCCUAAGCUUGCCAAAUUCAUGGCUCUUAUGCAAGCAGCACAGCGCCUACCAAUCUUCAUAAAACCUCUAUUCUUGCUUUACGGUAUCAGUACAAAUCUGCGGUCCAAUGUGCGAACCAUUCAAGCAAUCAGCAAGGUACAUAACUUCAAAUCUUUGUACAGGAAGCUGUAUCGCUAA